Striga asiatica is the source of this 2933-nucleotide messenger RNA. NCBI's taxonomy places the organism in Eukaryota, Viridiplantae, Streptophyta, Magnoliopsida, Lamiales, Orobanchaceae. The record is from the annotation of a GenBank genome assembly.
AGAAGUCGGAACAAAAUAUAUGCGAAACGCGAUAUAUUUUGGGUGAAAAAUGAUUUUUAUCCUAACCAAAUUUUAUUAUUUAUUUAUUAUAUUAUUAUAACAUUAUUAAAAAGGAAACAAAAGGCUUAAAAAAUAGAGAAGGGAAGCAAAAUCCGGAAGAGACAUCUCUUCCACUGGGUCUCCUGCAUCAAGAACCCUUGUUCUCCCUUUCUCUAUGUAUACACUCUGUUCGCGUCUAUAGUGCGUUUUUUCUUUCGUCGUUCUGUUUUCGUAUGUUGGUUUAAUAGGCUCGUGUCAUAACAAUGAAUCCAAGGAACACCAUUGAUUUAGAACAAGGAUGGGAUUUUAUGCAAAAGGGGAUUACGAAACUGAAAAAUAUUCUGGAAGGACUGCCUGAACCACAGUUCAAUUCAGAGGACUACAUGAUGCUUUACACGACAAUAUACAACAUGUGUACCCAAAAGCCCCCACAUGAUUAUUCUCAGCAAUUGUAUGAUAAGUAUCGGGAGUCUUUUGAAGAAUACAUUACAUCAACAGUUCUACCUUCUUUAAAGGAGAAGCAUGGUGAAUAUAUGUUGAGGGAGCUUGUGAAAAGAUGGCAGAAUCAUAAAGUCAUGGUGCGGUGGCUUUCAAGAUUCUUUCAUUAUCUUGAUCGGUACUUCAUUGCUAGGAGGUCACUUCCAGCUCUUUAUGAAGUUGGUCUGACUUGCUUCCGAGAGCUGGUAUAUCAAGAGCUAAACAGCAAAGCUAGGGAUGCUGUUAUAUCGUUGAUUGAUCAAGAGAGGGAAGGAGAGCUGAUAGAUCGAGCUCUUUUGAAGAAUGUGUUGGAUAUUUUUGUUGAAAUUGGUAUGGGGCAGAUGGUUUAUUAUGAGAAUGACUUUGAAGAAGCAAUGUUGAAUGGUACGGCAGCUUACUAUUCACGGAAGGCUUCUAAGUGGAUCCUAGAUGAUUCAUGUCCUGACUAUAUGUCGAAAGCUGAGGAGUGUUUGAAACGUGAAAAGGACAGGGUUUCUCAUUAUCUUCACUCUAGUAGUGAGACAAAGCUGCUUGAGAAAGUACAACAUGAAUUGUUGACGGUGCAUGCCACCCAACUGUUAGAGAAGGAGCACUCUGGUUGUCAUGCAUUACUUAAAGAUGACAAGGUGGAGGAUUUGUCGAGGAUGUAUAGGCUCUUUUCUAAAGUGCCCAAAGGUUUAGAGCCAGUUGCCAAUAUAUUUAAGCAGCAUGUUACUGGUGAAGGUACUGACUUGGUUAAACUAGCGGAAGAUGCUGCGAGUAACAAGAAGGCUGAAAAGAAAGAUGUCAUCGGGUUACAGGAGCAGGUAUUUGUGAGGAAAGUUAUUGAGCUCCAUGACAAAUAUAUAGCAUAUGUAAACGACUGCUUCGUAAAUCACACUCUAUUUCACAAGGCUCUUAAGGAAGCUUUUGAAAUCUUCUGCAACAAGGGUGUUGCUGGAAAUUCCAGUGCCGAUCUUCUUGCGACGUUUUGCGAUAACAUUCUUAAGAAGGGUGGAAGCGAAAAAUUGAGUGAUGAAGCUAUUGAAGACACUCUGGAGAAGGUAGUUAAGCUUCUCGCUUACAUCAGCGACAAGGAUUUAUUUGCCGAAUUUUACAGGAAGAAGCUUUCACGCCGCCUGUUAUUUGAUAAAAGUGCUAAUGACGAACAUGAAAGAAGUAUCCUGACAAAAUUGAAGCAGCAAUGUGGUGCCCAGUUUACCUCAAAAAUGGAGGGAAUGGUCACAGAUUUGGCACUAGCUAGGGAAAAUCAAGUAAGCUUUGAGGAUUAUCUCAGCAAUAAUCCACAUGCUAGUCCAGGCUUUGACUUGACAGUGACUGUCCUCACCACGGGAUUCUGGCCAACUUACAAGACUUAUGACCUUAACCUAUCUGCUGAGAUGGUUAAGUGUGUUGAGGUAUUUAGGGAGUUCUACCAGACAAAAACAAAGCACAGAAAGCUUACGUUCAUAUAUUCUUUGGGAACUUGUAUUGUCAAUGGAAAAUUUGACCAGAAAACAAUAGAGCUGAAUGUGUCCACCUAUCAGGCUGCUGUAUUGAUGCUGUUCAACACCUCGGACAAAUUAAGCUAUCAGGAAAUCAUGUCUCAGUUGAACUUACCCGAUGAUGAUGUCAUCCGUCUGCUGCACUCUCUUUCAUGUGCCAAGCACAAGAUUCUGAACAAGGAGCCCAGCACCCGAACAAUUUCUCCAACUGAUGUUUUUGAAUUCAAUUCCAAGUUCACUGACAAGAUGAGAAGGAUAAGGAUCCCAUUGCCCCCAGUGGAUGAGAAAAAGAAGGUAAUAGAGGAUGUUGACAAAGACAGGCGUUAUGCCAUUGAUGCCUCUAUAGUGCGUAUCAUGAAGAGUAGGAAAGUCUUAGGCUACCAGCAGUUAGUUGCUGAGUGCAUGGAACAAUUGGGCCGUAUGUUCAAGCCCGAUGUUAAAGCUAUUAAGAAGAGGAUUGAGGAUUUGAUAACCCGUGACUAUUUGGAGAGGGACAAGGAAAACCCUAACCUGUUCAAAUACUUGGCUUGAUUCACGACAACUGGAGAUUGAAUGUGUUUUGUACAUUCUUUACGUCUAGGGAAGUUGUUCCCUAUAGGUUGGUUCAUGUUUGAGGAGAAAUGCGUUAUUUGAUACCUCUGAGCAGUGAAGAGAGAAGAGAAUUCUGCUCACAAUCUAUUUCCCUUGGGCCAAUUUAUGCAGGUGCUUUAUACUUUUGUUAUCUGGGGUACUAUGUUUUUAUUGUUUUGCCUCCUUCAUGGAGUAAAUGUCACGAUACCAGUAAAAGUAGCCUCAUGUUUCGAAUUUGAUUUUUCAUUAUUAUUUGUUUUUAUGGUACACCUAUAGUCCUGGAAUUAGAUGCAUGGAGCAUUUUGGAUUUUGUACGUGUAUAACAUCAUGUUUUAAUGGCUUUCUGGUGUGGGUGCUCGUUUA